AUGGCGUCUUCCAACCAUGUUACCCCCACCAACUGUAGCUGGUGGCCCAUCUCAGCCAUGGACGAGGACGGUAAAAUCACGGACGGGGAGGAGAGCGAGGAACCGACGGCAGAGCCCAAACCCUUCAGUAAAGACAGGCUGGUGCUUUACCACUGGACGCAGUCGUUCGCCUCCCAGAAGCGGUUGCAGGUUCGUCUGGUCAUCGGGGAGAAGGGCCUGGUCUGCGAGGAGCGGGACGUGAGCAUGCCGCUGCAGGAGCACAAGGAGCCGUGGUUCAUGAGGCUGAACCUGGGAGAGGAGGUGCCCGUCUUCCUCCACGGCGACGCCAUCAUCAGCGACUACAACCAGAUUAUAGACUACCUGGAGAAGACCUUUGUGGGAGAAGCCGUGGCGCCGCUGAUUCCUGACGCCGAGUCGCCCGUGCACGAGCGCGUGCAGCAGUACCGCACGCUGCUGGACGGCCUGCCCAUGGACGCCUACACACACGGCUGCAUCCUCCAUCCAGAGCUCACCAUCGACUCCAUGAUCCCAAAGUACGCCACCGAAGAAAUACGCAGACACUUGGCCAACGCUGCGACGGAGCUGAUGAAGCUGGACCACGAGGAGCCUCAGCUGACAGAACCGUACCUGUCCAAGCAGAAAAAGCUCAUGGCGAAGAUCUUGGACCACGACAACGUGAACUACCUGAAGAAGAUCCUGGGGGAGUUAGCGAUGGUCCUGGAUCAAGUGGAGGCUGAGCUGGAGAAAAGGAAACUAGAGUAUCAAGGUCAGAAAUGUGAGUUGUGGCUUUGUGGACCUGAUUUUACGCUAGCUGAUAUCUGCCUCGGAGCCUUGUUGCACAGGCUCAAGUUCUUGGGACUUUCUAAGAAAUUCUGGGAGGACGGCAGCCGGCCCAACCUGCAGUCCUUUUUUAUGCGUGUGCAGAAACGCUACGCUUUCCGGAAGGUCCUGGGCGACAUCCACACGACCCUCCUGUCCGCCGUCCUGCCCAACGCCUUUCGGAUGGUAAAAAAGAAGCCGCCCUCCUUCUUCGGCGCCUCUUUUCUCAUGGGCUCGCUGGGAGGGAUGGGCUACUUCGCCUACUGGUUUUUAAAAAAGAAAUACAUGUAG
This is a messenger RNA of Pleuronectes platessa (European plaice), 1110 nucleotides long. RefSeq names its product ganglioside induced differentiation associated protein 1-like 1 (gene gdap1l1). The transcript has 6 exons. The record is from RefSeq and is a predicted model, not a curated record. Lineage: Eukaryota; Metazoa; Chordata; Actinopteri; Pleuronectiformes; Pleuronectidae. The coding region runs from base 1 to 1110 and encodes 369 amino acids.